Molecule: messenger RNA, 697 nt
Organism: Rhodamnia argentea
Lineage: Eukaryota; Viridiplantae; Streptophyta; Magnoliopsida; Myrtales; Myrtaceae
Product: 40S ribosomal protein S24-1
Exons: 5
Coding region: 123-536 (137 amino acids)
Biological process (GO): translation
Cellular component (GO): ribosome
Molecular function (GO): structural constituent of ribosome
Source: RefSeq, a predicted model, not a curated record
CUUUGCAUCCAGUCCAGUCUCUUUCCUCUCUGCUCGAGCUGCCAUUGCUAUCGUGCCGUAAUUCCUCUCGGUGCCCCGGUUGAGUAGUUUCAAUCUUUGUGGAGGGGAAGAGAGAGAAAAGCAUGGCUGACAAGGCGGUGACCAUCCGGACGAGGAAGUUCAUGACCAAUAGGCUUCUCUCUAGGAAGCAAUUCGUGAUUGAUGUUCUGCACCCUGGAAGACCCAAUGUUUCCAAGGCCGAGCUUAAGGAGAAGCUUGGAAGGAUGUACGAUGUGAAGGAUCCCAACUCAAUUUUCGUUUUCAAAUUCAGGACUCAUUUUGGAGGCGGAAAAUCCACUGGGUUUGGCUUGAUCUACGACUCUGUUGAGACUGCGAAGAAGUACGAGCCGAAGUACAGGCUCAUCAGGAAUGGACUCGAUACUAAGGUCGAGAAGUCAAGGAAGCAAAUGAAGGAAAGGAAGAACAGGACCAAGAAGAUCCGUGGUGUAAAGAAGACAAAGGCUGGUGAUGCAGCCAAGGCUGGAAAGAAGAAGUGAGGUUGUAGGGAUGUCCUAAUCUCGAAAAAGCCCAGAUGCGGCUUCCAGCUCCUCCUUACUGUGUUUUCCUUUCUUAUAUUUGAUUUGUCGAAUGCCAUUUUUCGCAUCUUUUGUCAGACUUAGUUGGAUCAGAAGUUCAAUCAUAUCCUAAAUUUUGAUUA